Messenger RNA from Anopheles merus, 5803 nucleotides. RefSeq names its product RNA-binding protein 24-B-like. NCBI's taxonomy places the organism in Eukaryota, Metazoa, Arthropoda, Insecta, Diptera, Culicidae. Bases 932 to 1804 code for a protein of 290 amino acids. Gene Ontology annotation, molecular function: RNA binding. Gene Ontology annotation, cellular component: cytosol. The record is from RefSeq and is a predicted model, not a curated record. The transcript has 8 exons.
GGACGGGGCAGACAAAACCGAAAACCCACAUCCAGCAGCACACGGCGCGCGCGGCAGCACGCUCAAUCUUGUUUUGCGCGUUACAAAGCGAACACAGCGUGUGUUUUUCCUCCGUGUCACUCACCGCUGCUGAAAACGCGCCAUAAAAAUUUGUGCAGCACACUCGGUGCAAACUUUGUUUGUUGUGUGGAAACGCUUUCCUUCUCGUGUGGGAAAAAUCCAAGCAGACCGUGUUUGUGAUAAGUGUUUGAAACGGAAGAUUAAAGUGAUUAGAAGAAAGAAGCCCCUCAGCGAGAACUGAAAUUCAAAUUUUGCUUCCAAGUCGAGCGGCUGGCUCGUCUCUGUGUGUGCGCUUGUGAACGCGUCUGCGUGUGUAUGUUUGUGCUUGGCUUUUGUGGCCUGUAUGAUAUAGGCUGGCUUGAGCCACUUUGGUCUGCUUUGCCUGGUGAACAACCUCGAUCGAACCGCCGUGGUGCGUGGUGUGUGGUGCAUUAGAGAGAUAGCGGAAGAAAAGCAAAGGAAAAGCCCAUCAUCCUCCUCACGCCCGCGCUGUUUGUGUGUGCGUGCGUGUGUGUGUGUGUGUUUGGGUCGGUCAUACAGAAGGGGAAAGCGAGGAAAAUUACUUGCCCCUCGCGCCGUCGGGCUGAGCCAGCAGCAAUCGCAGCAGCAUCGGAUUCAGCUGCUACAAUUCCACUUGGCAGGAACGGUUCCGGAAUUGAGAAGAAGAAAUCAGAUAAGCGUAUCCGGCACGAAGGACCAAAACAAGCAGCUUUCGCUACAUAUCCAACGUGUGGGUUGAAACACAGUCUCUCUCCGUGUGUGCGUGUGAGAGUGUGACGUUACGAAGGACAUCUCGCCCUCCCCCAGAAUAUUAUCAAGUGCAACAGUGGCAGCAGGUUUGCUGGCAACGGUCGCAAAGCUGGAUUACAAAAUGCUGAUGCAGGUCUCCCCGGAUGCGGCCGAUGCCGCACUGGCGCUGGUGCAGUCGGGCGGCACCGGCACGACGACGACCACGUCCUCCUCCCAGAGCAGCCAGAAGGACACGACCUGGACGAAGCUGUUCGUGGGCGGGCUGCCGUACCACACGACCGACAAGAGCCUGCGGGAGCACUUUAGCGUGUACGGCGAUAUCGAGGAGGCCGUUGUGAUAACCGACCGCACCACCAGCAAAAGCCGCGGCUACGGAUUCGUGAUUAUGGGCGACAGACUGAGUGCCGAGCGUGCCUGCAAGGAGCCGAACCCGAUCAUCGACGGCAGGAAAGCGAACGUGAACCUAGCGAUACUGGGCGCCAAACCGCGGGGCAACGCAUCACAAGGUUACCAGUUCGCCACGACAGGACUGCGGACGGCCGGCUACCCAGUGAUACCGGGCCAGUACGGAGUGCCACCGUCUUACAUUUACGGCACACCGUACCUAGGCACGGCAGGCGGAUCGACCGGAGCGGGCGCAACCGCCUCCGGACUGGUGCCGAUCCCUGCCACCCAGCUGUCGCACGCAGCCGCCAUCGCGGCCGCCACUAGUCAAUUCUACGAGUACCAGAAUGCGGUAGCAGCAGCCGCCGCCGCACCGUAUCCGGGCCAGUACAGUACAGGGUUCGAUGCGUAUCCCUAUGGAUCCGGUGCCUCAGCUGCCGGAGCUGCGGCCGCCGCCGCCCAGUACAUGGCCGGACCGUACACGUACGCCACGCUGCCGCAAGCAGGAGCUGCCGCCGCCGCCGCUGCUGCCGCGGCGGGUGCAUUUCCCGGCCUGUCGCCCUAUCAGAACGCGACCGGUGCUUCGCUCCAGGAGGCUAGACUGCAAUAAUAUUUACUACCGCAAGCGCUGAUGCUGUCGCUGCUCGGCGAUGACGUCGGUGGCGUCAACGAGAAGCGCUCGUAACUCGUGACGAGUGCGCCUUCCGCUGCGCCAACGCAGCGAGGAGUUGGAAGAUAGUGUAGUUUGUAGUGUCCGCUGCCUAGCCAAAAAAAAACAUAAAAAAGAAAAAUUGGAAAAAGGAAAUAGGAAGAACACAACGGCCCAAACCACCAACCAAUUACACAAAACACAACUAAACAGCGCGUGGUUGGAGCGUACAUUUUAGUUAGCCCCUUCGGAGGUGUGUAGUGUUUUAAAAUCUAUCAAACUAACAGCUAACCAAACCGGAAGCGUUACGUAACGUUGCGUUACGUGAAAUGCAAACAGUAAGCGAUAGGUAAUAAAGAACUCAGCAAAGCAAAGUAACGGAAUCAAGCCGGAUCAAUCAAUCACCAAUCAAUCGUCGUUCUCCAAUAUUCAUCUCUUUAAUUGAAGAAAAAAGGAAACAGCCUCAACAAACACAAAUACACCCCUCUAUGAGCGCAUAUAAUUGCCAAUUCGCACAUAUUUCAAGCACACAGCAUGUAGCCGCGGCUGAAAUGGAAGAGCUUAUUUUCCCUCUGCGGCGGUACCAGUCAGCGUCAGAAUCUGUAAACACACACACACACAUCAAGCAAAGGCCAGCGUGCGAAAGUGCGCCCCUGGGCAGCAGGCAUUCAGGCAUAUAAAGAAAUUUACUCUAUUUAUUAUACAACUAGUUUUUAACGUACUGUAGAAAAGCCGAACUAGACCGAUAUAGUAGUAACCUUGCAUGAGGAACUUGCCGCAGAACACGCGGUUGCACCGUGGGCGGGAGACACAUUAUUUACUUAACAGAUACUUUUUAGCGGAUAAGCAAUAAACAGUGUUGGACAAAGCUGUUGGAGCAGCAAUACAAAAUGAAGAACAGUACGACAGCAUAACUCUACGAAAGCUCAAUUCUUGUUUCGUGUCUUCGUCCUUCGUAAGGUCGGCUUAUGUAGCGAAGAUCUGGAAAGGUGUAAAAAAAGAAGCAAUGUUGCAAUGUUGGACAGAUGAAAACAAUCCCAGUUUACGGUUCACAGUCAGAACGUGCUCGCCCCGCCGUAGUCCUCUCAACCGAAUCCCGUGGACUGAUUUUUGCAAUAAUUGUUUAUCGGAUAUAGUUGUUGGAUAGUGGGGUAGAGGAGGCAGCAGAACUAGGGGUUGUGUAGGAAUCAGACUUUUUGAAUGCAAAUGCAAUAUCCUGUAGGAUGUGGCUGCUAUUACGAUGUAGAGCAAAACACGCAAGCAAUACCACAAAAUGAUGUAGCGUCGUCUUAUCCCCACCGAGGUAGUGAGAGAGGAGAGUGAGAGAAGAAAAAGCGAUUAGCGAAAAACAGAAAGGAACAGAUUUCAGAGCACUAGAAGUGGCAGCAUCAAUUGGUUUCACAUUUGCACAUUAGUGAGUCGGAUCGAUGCGUACGUUCGCAAGCAAUACUAAAAACAAAAAAAAAAAACAAGCGAACAAAGCUCGAUCGUUGCGUAUCAUUUUUCCGUUUCCGUUGUUUCCGUUUUUCGCGGUUUUCGCGCGUGUAACGUGGGGGAGGGGGGAGGGGUGGGAGGACAGAAGACAGAUGCAUACAGAGAAGAAUGAAAUUCUAGUCAAAUGUGUGUGUAUGUGUGUGCGUGUGAAAUUAUGUGCGUUUGUAUGUGCUUUUGUAUCGUAUGGUUUUGUUGUGCUUUGGCUUUUCCCCUGUGAAGUUGGGAGAUUAAUUUAUUUUGUCCUUUUUUGUUUGGGUUGUUUUUUGCGCCUUUAAAUGCGCAUCCAUCGUUGUGUUGUGCUUUAUUUGGACAACUCUUGUUUCGAUGCUGUACUAUCUCUUUCGCAGUUGAUUUUGUUAGUACAUUAGCUGCUCUCGCUUUAUCUGUGUUUUUUUUGUGAAAUUUAUGAGCGAAAUUAUGAUUUUUCAAUUUCUUGCUUCGAUUUGCAUGUUUUGCAUUGCUCUUUUUUUCUCUCUUCUACAAAAUCCUUCAUUUUUGCACAUUUACGUGUAAUGGGUAGAGUAUGAACGUACGGCCACCAAAUCGAAACCUCAGAAACCGCCGAUCUAAAAGUUAACCUUUAUAUACACCAAAACGAAGAAAGUUAGUGUUCGUGUCACUACCCCGAGUCAAGCAAGAUUUUAGUAGCAGCAACAGAGGAGUUUUGGAAUAUUUGGAAGAAUCAUAACAAAAAGGAGUCAAAAUUUAGCAGCACAGUGCGCACAAGUGUGGAUAGUAGGAGUGGUGAAAUUGUGCCUUUCAAAACAGAAGAAGAAACAAACACAUAACAACCAGUACCAGCAAAAAGCGAAGCUGAAACAGUAACAACACCGAGCAAUGAAACGAAACACAGCAAUACAGAAACACACACUAACAUGGUAUCAUGCUGCUGGAGGAGACGCGAUACGCUUUGCCGCUUGAAAGGAAUCAAACCGUGGGCUUUUGAAAGCGGAUAGGGAGACACGGUUGUUGCUCAGUCAGUCAGUCAGUCAGCAGCCCAGGAACGUUGCGCGGUGGAACAAAUUCGGUGACAAUACCCAAACAGACCCACCAGCACCCAUCCACCACCAGCUCCCCAACUUUGACGGUAGAUUUCGGACGUAGAUUUCAUGCCAGUUAGCUCCCAACUUUGUAUCAGGCACACUGAAACACCACGAAAUUCGUUAACAAAAAGCAAAGAGUACAUGAGGUCCAUGCUGGACGUACGGAGAAAAGAAAUAUGCCAAUCUUAGGUGAGACUUAUCGAAAUCACGAUUCUAAUGCGCUGCGGGUGAACGGGGUUACCCUUGUUCGGGUGGAAAGAGCUGCAGAAGAAAUGCGUGCUAAAAAUUGUGUAAAAAUGUGUAGUGGUUGAACUUAGAAAACGACAAAAGGAAAGGGGAACCCCCUCGUAGUAAGACCACUUUUUUGGGGGGAGGGGAGCGAUGUUUUUGAGCUGCGCAGUACAUUUGAUGCAUUGACCAAACGCAACGAGUUAGAGGUGGAGAGCACAUCUUCUUUUUUGAAAUAAAAGCAUCGUGUAAAAAUGUUAAAAACUCCCGGGGGGAGGGGGCUGGAAGGAGCUCUGUUCACGGCAACCAAAGGAUAGAGGGAUUAGGGGAUAGGGGAAUCGAAAAGGGGAAAGGAGAGGCAGUACGAGAAGCGCCGUGAUUGUAGAUGUUAAGUUUAAAUUAUUUAUACACGACACGAGUGGCGAGCGACGACCAGUGGCGGCACAGUUGGCAUUAUAGGCAUAUAAGCAAUCCGGUACACGUCUUAUAAGAAUCUCACACGCAAUUCAAUGCCUGCAUUGUGGGGGGCAGGAAACUUUAGGAUUAGGAGGAGGGCCGCGGACCAGGGACACACGGGGAUCAGAAUCAACCGGCGCGCCUCAGUGUAAAGCCCCCGGAAGAGCCGGAAGGUUUUUUGUCUGGUGUGAUCGUUCGAUCGUUGCUCUGGUGCUCGUGUAAACCACCAACCCGAUCGAUCGGGACAGGGGUCGAAUUGGAGUAACAAUUAACGGUUUACGGUAAGCAUAUUUUAAACUGUCGGUUAUUAACAACACUAUUAAUUCAACAAGUUCUACCAGCUGUGUAAGCCGAAAGGAGCAGCGAAAGAACAAAAAACAUUAAAAAAGCAAAUAACAAACAAAUCACAAGUAAUUGAUUUACACCCCCAAAAAAGAACCCUUACACACGCAUAUUCGCAUAAGAAAUGGUGGAAGGAUCGAACAGAUAAGCAACACAAAAAAAGUUAAAAGAAAAUAAGGAAAAGAUAAUAAAAGAACAAAAAAAAACAAGAUUGAUAAGAUGAUUAAGUACUAACCAAACGGCCACUGGGCUACACAGAUAUCAUAAAAAAACAACAACAAGACAUCAGCAUAGUUUAGGAGGGAGGGAAUAUAACAAAAAAAAGGCGAAAGAAAGGAUACUAUACAGAUUAGAAGCUCUACAUAUACAUAAAAAAUAUAUAUAUAUUUAAAAAAUA